Messenger RNA from Striga hermonthica, 474 nucleotides. Lineage: Eukaryota; Viridiplantae; Streptophyta; Magnoliopsida; Lamiales; Orobanchaceae. The record is from the annotation of a GenBank genome assembly.
AUGGACAUCAGAUUCAUGGGGAUUGACGCGCCGCUCCUCCACGCCCUCCACAACAUCCUCGACCCGGACGACGGCGACGCCGCCAAAUCCGGCGGUGCCCCGACACAGACCUACGUCCGGGACGCCCGGGCCAUGGCCGCCACCCCUGCCGACGUCAAGGAGUACCCUGGCGCCUACGUCUUCGAGGUCGACAUGCCCGGCCUCAAGUCCGGCGACAUCAAAGUUCAGGUGGAGGAUGACAACGUUCUCAUCAUCUCCGGCGAGCGCAAGCGGGAGGAGGAGAAGGAAGGGGUCAAGUACCUGCGGAUGGAGCGGAGGGUUGGGAAAUUCAUGAGGAAAUUCACCUUGCCGGAGAAUGCGAACACGGACAAGAUCUCCGCCGUCUGCCAGGACGGUGUGCUGACGGUGACGGUGGAGAAGCGGCCGCCGCCAGAGCCCAAGAAGCCUAGGACCAUUGAAGUUAAGAUUGCUUGA